Messenger RNA from Salvia miltiorrhiza (redroot sage), 882 nucleotides. Its product is annotated as protein FAR1-RELATED SEQUENCE 5-like. Bases 1 to 882 code for a protein of 293 amino acids. The record is from RefSeq and is a predicted model, not a curated record. Lineage: Eukaryota; Viridiplantae; Streptophyta; Magnoliopsida; Lamiales; Lamiaceae. Gene Ontology annotation, biological process: regulation of DNA-templated transcription. The transcript has 6 exons.
AUGAGCACACAAGAUUCUGUGCAUCUUGAUUUGGAGACUACGGAUGUUGAAGAUUUUUACGUGCCUCAAUGCGAUGAUAUAUUGAAACCUACAAUUGGGCAGAAAUUUGAUACUCUUGAAGAUGGUGUGAGUUUUUACCGUGCAUACGCAAGUGCAUGUGGAUUCACUAUCCGUAAGAGUUCAAAAGAAGAUGUUAAAGUGAAACAUGUUGACCAAGGUGCAAAGAAACAAAAGAGAAAGCGUGUGUCUUGUAGGGUGCAUUGUAUGGCUCGUGUUGGUUAUCGAUUCGUAGCUGGGAGUGGCUAUGAGAUUUAUAAAUUCAUUGAAGGUCACACGCAUAAGUUGGCUUCUGAAGGGUUAAAGCAUUUAUUGAAAGUUCAUAGGAAUAUUGAUUAUGGGCAUCAAUUUUUCAUGGCUAAAUGUUUUAAGGCUAAUAUAGGUGCAGUUCGUUCCUUCAAGAUUUAUUCUGAGUUAGUAGGUGGUGUGGAUGAUGCUGGGUGCAGGAAGAUUGACUUUAAAAAUCAUUCGCGUGAUGUGAAGUCAUGGGCCAAUGGAGUUGAUUAUGAUGUUGAUGAGUCAAACAAGUUGACUAGACUAUUUUGGGCAGAUGCUGUAUCAAUUGAGAACUAUAAAAUUUUUGGACAGGCAAUAUCAUUUGAUGCAACGUAUAACACGAAUAGGUAUAGUUUGAUCUUCACUCCCUUCACAGGUAAAGACGAUCACGGAAGGUGUGUUACUUUUGGAGCUGGAUUGAUUUCACGUGAGGAUGAAGAAUCAUAUUCUUGGAUUCUGUCAACUUUUGUGAAGUGCAUGGGAUCGCAGCCUACUAUGAUAAUUACGGAUCAAGAUCUUGGUAUGAGAGCAGCUAUUGCGAAGGGAUGA